AUGGGCGGCCUUCAUGCAAUUCCACUCUCGAUUUGCAUCACUCUUCUCUUUGCUAUCAAUGGCGAAGCUGUUACUCCUAGAGAAACACUUGAGAUAAUCAUAGGUGUUGGUGCUCCGUCGUCGCCACCACCGGAAUUUCAAGAUUGCCCCCCUCCACCUCCACCUCCAUGUCCGCCACCACCAUCAACAAAACCGCCAUCACGGAAACCACCGCCUCCUCCGUCACCAAGUCUAUCACCACCACCACCACCACCUCCGCCAUCACCACGUCCACCAAAACCACCACAGACGCCAUCACCACCAGGUGGUUUCUUCGAUGGUUUCGCCAACAUGCUACAACAAAGAGACUUUAAAGUAAUCCAAGCCUUCAAAAACAAAGUGACAAGCGAUCCCACAGGAAUUACGAAAACAUGGAAAGGCAAGAAUAUUUGCGAUUACCAAGGGUUCAUUUGCGACGUGGUACCGGAUGUUAAACAAAGGGGCAUCGCCGGCGUCAACUUCAACAACAGGAAUUUGUAUGGACCAAAUCUAACCCUGACCGAAUUUCUAACCGGUUUGAAAGAUAUCGCAUUUUUCCAUGCAAAUUCCAAUAACUUCACUGGCUCCAUCCCCGCUGAUAUCGGCACACUCCGCUACUUAUUAGAGCUCGACCUCAGUAACAACAAAUUUACCGGUAGCUUUCCCUACCAAGUCCUCCAUGCCAAGAAGUUAGUAUUCCUCGACCUCAGGUUCAACACCUUUUCCGGCGUAGUACAUCCAGAUGUCUUCCUUCUCGACCUCGACUUGCUAUUCAUCAACAACAACAAUUUCAAGCAAACACUCCCCGAAAGCCUUGGCUCAACCACCGCGCUUUAUUUAACCCUAGCUAACAACCACUUCAUUGGUGAAAUCUCUAAGAGCAUUGGUAGAGCUGCCAAAACCCUACAGGAGGUUCUUUUCUUGAACAACCAGUUAACCGGUUGUUUGCCGUAUGAGAUCGGACUUUUGAAGAAAUCCACAGUGUUCGACGUCGGAUUCAACGAUCUAACAGGCCCAAUCCCGCACUCGUUUCAGUGCUUAGAGAAAAUGGAGCUUCUGAACUUGGCUCACAAUAAGUUCUACAACGAGGUGCCAGAGGCGGUGUGCAACCUUCCGGAACUGUCGAAUUUCACUGUAUCGUAUAAUUAUUUCACUCAGGUUGGGCCCCGGUGCCGGGAACUGAUCAAGAAAGAAAUUCUUGAUGUGAAGAUGAACUGCAUUUUGGAUCUUCCGAAUCAAAGAUCACCGACAGAUUGUGCUCGUUUCUUUUCGAAUCUUCCAUCUUGCCCUGAUAAAAAAUCUCUGACAUAUAUACCUUGCUCCAAAGGGUAUUCUAGUAAUGAUCAGUUGGAGGCGUCCAACGUUCAAUGGGCUACUCCGUCGCCGGCACCGGCUCCUCUAUGGCGAAGUUAUGGUGCUCUUUCGCCAAAUUAA
Lactuca virosa is the source of this 1452-nucleotide messenger RNA. The record is from the annotation of a GenBank genome assembly. Lineage: Eukaryota; Viridiplantae; Streptophyta; Magnoliopsida; Asterales; Asteraceae.